Molecule: messenger RNA, 1698 nt
Organism: Galeopterus variegatus (Sunda flying lemur)
Lineage: Eukaryota; Metazoa; Chordata; Mammalia; Dermoptera; Cynocephalidae
Product: multiple epidermal growth factor-like domains protein 10
Exons: 13
Coding region: 79-1698 (539 amino acids)
Cellular component (GO): membrane
Molecular function (GO): protein binding
Source: RefSeq, a predicted model, not a curated record
CGUUGGGUGAAGACCGGGGGAAAAAGGUUGCGCUGCAAAUCUCAAGAUCUCGGGACCUGGGUUAUUCUUCAGGAAAAAAUGGUUAUUUCUUUGAACUCAUGCCUGGGCUUUAUCUGUUUAUUGUUAUGCCACUGGAUUGGGACAGCAUCACCUCUGAAUCUUGAAGACCCUAAUGUGUGUAGCCACUGGGAAAGCUACUCGGUGACUGUGCAAGAGUCAUACCCACAUCCCUUUGAUCAAAUUUACUACACUAGCUGCACUGACAUCCUGAACUGGUUUAAAUGUACACGGCACAGAAUCAGUUAUCGGACAGCCUAUCGACAUGGGGAAAAAACCAUGUAUAGGCGCAAAUCCCAGUGUUGUCCUGGAUUUUAUGAAAGCGGGGAAAUGUGUGUUCCCCACUGUGCUGAUAAAUGUGUCCACGGUCGCUGCAUUGCUCCAAACACCUGUCAGUGUGAGCCUGGCUGGGGAGGGACCAACUGCUCCAGUGCCUGCGAUGGUGAUCACUGGGGGCCCCACUGCAGCAGCCGGUGCCAGUGCAAAAACAGGGCUCUGUGCAACCCCAUCACGGGGGCUUGCCACUGCGCUGCAGGCUUCCGGGGUUGGCGCUGCGAGGACCGUUGCGAGCAGGGCACCUAUGGUAAUGACUGUCACCAGCGGUGCCAGUGCCAGAACGGUGCCACCUGCGACUACGUCACGGGAGAAUGCCGCUGCCCACCGGGAUACACCGGAGCCUUCUGUGAGGAUCUUUGCCCCCCUGGCAAACAUGGUCCGCAGUGCGAGCAGAGGUGCCCCUGCCAGAAUGGAGGAGUGUGUCAUCAUGUCACCGGAGAGUGCUCUUGCCCAUCUGGCUGGAUGCUUGAAAGGUGCCAGGACGAGUGUCCAGUUGGGACCUUCGGAGUUCGCUGUGCUGAGACCUGCCAGUGUGUUAAUGGUGGGAAGUGUUACCAUGUGAGUGGGACGUGCCUCUGUGAAGCAGGCUUUGCUGGUGAGCACUGUGAGGCCCGCCUGUGUCCAGAGGGACUCUAUGGCAUCAGGUGUGACAAGUGGUGCCCCUGCCAUCUGGACAACACUCAUAGCUGUCACCCCAUGUCUGGAGAGUGUGCCUGCAAGCCGGGCUGGUCGGGACUCUACUGUAAUGAGACAUGCUCUCCUGGAUUCUACGGAGAAGCUUGCCAACAGAUCUGCAGCUGCCAAAAUGGGGCUGACUGUGACAGUGUGACUGGGAAGUGCACCUGUGCCCCGGGAUUCAAAGGAACUGACUGCUCUACCCCAUGCCCUCUGGGAACCUAUGGGAUAAAUUGUUCCUCUCGCUGUGGCUGUAAAAACCAUGCUGUCUGUUCUGCUGUGGAUGGGUCUUGUACUUGCAAGGCAGGCUGGCAUGGAGUGGACUGCUCCAUCAGCUGUCCCAGUGGCACGUGGGGCUUUGGCUGUAACUUAACAUGCCAGUGUCUCAACGGAGGAGCCUGCAACACCCUGGACGGGACCUGCACAUGUGCACCUGGCUGGCGCGGGGAGAAAUGUGAACUUCCCUGCCAGGAUGGCACAUAUGGGCUGCACUGUGCUGAGCGCUGUGACUGCAGCCACGCGGAUGGCUGUCACCCCACCACGGGCCAUUGCCGCUGCCUCCCCGGAUGGUCAGCCGGGAAGUUUAUCGAGCUAACAGUGGUCCUGGAAGAAGAAGGUUUUUGCUCAUGA